CAAGUGGCCACCCCCGGCUUCGAUAAUCUGCAGCUACCCUCCUGUUACAUGCAGGCAUUUGUUCCUUCUCCCAGCUAUCGGGAACGAGCAAAAUGGCCCUGGGUACAAGGUACCUCUGAGGACGGGAGCACCAUUGAAUAUCAAUUACGACGAGUAGACUAGCAGGUGGACUAUAAGCUGAAUGGCGACACCAAAUACGUGUAGCAAACAACGACGUCUAGUAGGCUUGCGUAGUAAAGCUGUGUGUAGGUAUUUCGUCGGAUAUGUACUGAUUGAGCGGGAAAAGAAACAAAACGAAAAGCAGCAACGCGUUGUCCAGUGCCUAGGCCUCGAGCUCCAGUCCCUUGCUCGUGCAAUGCAAUGCGGUGUAACCGCGUCCCAGGUACAUGUUCCUUUGGAUACAUGUACCAACUGCGGCAUUGUCUGCGGCAUAUUAAUAUGAAUCCAACUGUACUCUCGCAAGUAGCCUACAGCGCCCCGAGGUGCUCUCGCAAGUCCUAUCAUUGGAAACAAGAAAGCAGAGAGAUGCACAGCAGAAAUGACGACACUGGCGGCGACGUUUCCAAGGUCCAGCUCGCCUCAAUCUUGUUCCAGUCCUUGGCGUAAUACCUACAGGGGCAGAAGCAGAGGCAGAGGCAAUGACCGGGACGGUAUAAGACGGGGCGGCGUGUGUCAGCAAGUCAGGCUUUGCUGUUUCUUGU
This is a messenger RNA of Trichoderma atroviride IMI 206040, 701 nucleotides long. Lineage: Eukaryota; Fungi; Ascomycota; Sordariomycetes; Hypocreales; Hypocreaceae. The record is from RefSeq and is a predicted model, not a curated record.